Molecule: messenger RNA, 4785 nt
Organism: Pangasianodon hypophthalmus (striped catfish)
Lineage: Eukaryota; Metazoa; Chordata; Actinopteri; Siluriformes; Pangasiidae
Gene: kcnab1a
Product: potassium voltage-gated channel subfamily A regulatory beta subunit 1a
Exons: 14
Coding region: 236-1471 (411 amino acids)
Biological process (GO): transmembrane transport; potassium ion transport; negative regulation of delayed rectifier potassium channel activity
Cellular component (GO): juxtaparanode region of axon; voltage-gated potassium channel complex; cytoplasm
Molecular function (GO): potassium channel regulator activity; transmembrane transporter binding; voltage-gated potassium channel activity
Source: RefSeq, a predicted model, not a curated record
UGUCCCAGAUUCCCAUGGUGUGUACUGGAAAGGGAAAUCAAGCCAAGCCGAUCAAACCAGAAGCAAACACAACACAGAUAGACACCAGUGCCGUAGUUUCUGUAGUUCUCAGAGGAAAACUGUUUCAUUCUACUCAAUCCAGAGGACAGCAAACUCUUACUGGGACACUGUAGAACUCUUUAAGGGUCUCCUGGACCUUUAAGAAGAACCCUCAGAGAAGCAGACUAUAUGAGAGAUGUACUUAUACAAAGCGACUUGUGCAGAAAUCCCCAACCUGAAGCCCAAAGGAAUUCAGAAGUCGAGUGGAGACAGAGCACAGACCCGCAUCAGCAGGGACAACUCAGUGGACAAGGCUUAUCCGUUCAUGUGCUGGAGUGGACUGAGGACUAACACACACCUGGAGCUCAAACACCUGGAGGAGUUCCUCAACACACACGCUGUCUCACUUCAGGACUCUGUACCAACCGUGACUGGCAUGGUGUACAGGAACCUUGGGAAGUCUGGAUUGCGAGUAUCAUGUCUGGGUCUCGGUACCUGGGUGACUUUUGGAGGUCAGAUUUCUGAUGAGGUAGCAGAGCAGCUGAUGACCAUAGCCUAUGAGAGCGGAGUGAACCUGUUUGACACGGCCGAGGUUUACGCUGCAGGAAAAGCUGAAGUCAUCCUGGGAAACAUUAUCAAGAAAAAGUGCUGGAGGAGAUCCAGUUUAGUGAUUACGACUAAGCUCUACUGGGGGGGAAAAGCCGAGACUGAGAGAGGCCUUUCCAGAAAGCAUAUAAUAGAAGGUCUCAAAGGCUCUCUACAGAGAAUGCAGCUGGAAUACGUGGACGUGGUCUUCGCCAACCGUCCAGACAGCAACACACCGAUGGAGGAGAUCGUGAGGGCGAUGACCCACGUGAUCAACCAGGGGAUGGCUAUGUACUGGGGGACGUCCCGAUGGACAGCCAUGGAGAUUAUGGAAGCGUACUCGGUGGCGAGGCAGUUUAACCUGAUCCCCCCGGUGUGUGAACAGGCCGAGUAUCACCUCUUUCAAAGGGAGAAAGUGGAGGUGCAGCUGCCUGAGCUCUACCACAAGAUAGGCGUAGGAGCCAUGACAUGGUCCCCUCUUGCCUGUGGAAUCAUCACUGGAAAGUAUGAAAACGGCAUCCCAGAAUCCUCUAGGGCGUCAAUGAAGUCGUACCAGUGGCUGAAGGAGAAGAUCAUGAGUGAGGAUGGGAGGAAGCAGCAGGCUAAGCUGAAGGAGUUGGCUCACAUUGCUGAGAAGCUCGGCUGCACUCUGCCACAGCUGGCUGUGGCCUGGUGCCUGAGGAACGAAGGAGUGAGUUCGGUUCUCUUAGGAACCUCCAACCCAGAACAGCUAACAGAAAACCUGGGAGCCAUUCAGGUUCUCCCCAAGAUGACGUCCCAUGUAGUGACUGAAAUCGACCACAUACUUGGAAACAGGCCGUACAAUAAGAAGGACUAUCGCUCGUAGGGGUUUGGGUCACAUCGUCCCGGUGCGUUUCCUGAUCUGAACACCUCUCUCCUGCUCCUCCUCCUCCUCCUCCUCCUCCUCCUCCUCCUCCACCUCCUCUUCCUGGGUUUGCUCUGUAGUAGGAGUCUGGGAGAGAGCCUCGCCUCGCUCGUGUCCUCUUUGUGCAUGCCCCCUUCCCCUUUCUAACUCAACAGCCACGCAUCACCAUGACGACAACCACCGUCUGAUGAAAAACUACGCACGAAAUCACAAAUCGUCAUGUAGCAAGGGAGCGUGGUGCUCCGAGAGCCGCAUUGCUGACGCCCUGCUCUGACCUUGGAAGUGUCCCGAACCUGACAUGUCCUCUGCUCGGUGAGCUGUGAGCCAAGGGACAUACUGGAGACCUGGAGAUUGUAGAGACGGGAGGUGUGGAGCAUGUCUCACCCUGCUGUUCGAGCGGGAGAACUGCAGCCUUGCUUUCGAUAAGCUGAAGAGGAACAAGGCGUCCCGUUCCACGCAUCCAUACUGGUCUUUGCCUGUUUAACGACAGCCUGCAUUAGUAAUUGCAUCUGAUUAAAGAAAGCCUGUAUUGUUUUGUUUUUGUAAAUAGUGUGACACUGAUCACAUUGCGCUCGUGGCAGAACACUGUAUGGCUUCUGAGCUAUAAAGAAUUAGUGCAAGAACAAAGCUGGAACACUUAACAGUUGCUCAUCAGGAUGAUGUUUUCAGUUUAAACUCAUGAAAUUGUAUUGCAGAUAGACAGCAUUGUAGAAUUAACGUUAAAUAUGUAAAUAGUGCAUCCUGAACAACCAGCACACGCAGCUAGAGCUUUCGCUGCUGUGUUCCUGUUUGUAUUAUUUUUUUCCAGUUCUGUUUGCUUCUUAGGAUGAAGCUCAACUGGAUUCAACGGCUGUGUUUACAUGCAGACUAAUAAUCCGUUUUUAUAAUCAUCUGAUUGAUUGGAAUAAAAGAAAUGGUUAAUUACAUUCCCUUAAGGUUUUAUUUGAAAUAGAAGGCAGUCUAAAUGAACUGAUAGAUACUGUAUAAUCUUUUUAAUAUAAUAAAAAUGAGCAUGUAAACCUUUUAAUCUGAUUAUUAAGAGCUUUUAGCUUCGAAAUGUGUUUGCACAUGUGCAGUCGAGGCAUUUGACAAGCAACAAAACAUCGUCCUGUGAUUAGACAAAGUUCAUGCUAGAUAGUUUAAAUUAUUUAAAAAAUAACUGGACAUUAAAACAUGUUGAGGCAUAUAUUUUUUUUUAAAUAUCAAUAAAAUUAGAUGAUGAGUAAAUGCUUGUCAUAUGGAAGAAUGCAGUCUAGGCAAAAUUUUCCACUGUUUUUAAUUACUACAGCUUCAUUAAUGGUGAAAUUUUUGGUGAAUAUAAACCAAAAUUCACCAAAAUGUGUCCAAAUUGGACAUUUUAAGGAGAUGGACAUGAUUUAAAACUUGUUAAAGAGACAAAUUAAAAAGUGUUUGGACACUCGGCUAACAUGCUAACAGAGACGCUCUGAUAACCCUGCUGGAAAAAAAAAAAAAAACAAUAGAAACCCUUAUAGAAUUUGUAAUGGUUUUAAUGGUUAUAAUGGGAACUGUACUGGUUUUAAUGGAAAAAUUGUCCCUGUAGGUCUCUACUGGUAAUUUAUUGCCUUUUAUUGGUGGCAUGUUAUGUCUAACACCAUUAAGGACCAAUAAUGGUAAUGGUUUUACUGGAUAGGUGAUGGAUUGUAAUUGCAUUUGUAGUGGAAACCAUUAGAAUUUCUGUGAUGGUUUCUAUUGUUUUUUUCAGCAGAGAAGCCUCGACAAACUCAAACGCCUCUCUAAAUAAACAAAAAUGUUACAAUUGUGUGUAAAUAUUUAAAAUACUUAAAUGGUCAAUUCACAAUCUGCGAUCGUAAUGAAUAUAAUUCUUCAAUGUAAACACAGCCGCUGAUUCCGCAGUAGUAUAGAGCACGUGAAGACCAGUUUCAUUCACACAUUCUGUACAUAUGCAGCUUAUAGUCAAGCUCACUACUCAAUCUGAAAGCCAUAAUCUAUAUUACACAUAAUAAAUGCUGCUCUCUCUCUCUCUCUCUCUCUUAAUUUUUCCUCUUCUACAUUUCCAGAGGUUAUUAACUUCUCACAUUACAUAUUAUUUUUAUGACAGUGUACAGCAUUUACUUAUUUGCAAGUCAUAGUGGAAAGAACUUUUCUGAAAAAUGUGCAUUUGUUUUACUCUGGUCAUUACAAACUUUCUAGUGUAGGUAUAUAUAUGUGUGUGUGUGUGUGUGUGUGUGGCGGUCUGGGAAAACCCAUCAGAUAUCAUUGUCACUGACAAAAAUGGUUUUUUUUGCUUUGUUGUUUUUUUUCCAGUAAUGUACUUUGAUAUCUCUAUUUUAAGAAAACGUAAAUGUGUAAAUAUCAAAACGCUGUGUAAAUGGUAUUAUUUAAGCUACUUUCUAACAUUGCAUUGGCUCUUUCCUGUAAAUGGUAUUGUUUAAGCUUUCCUGUAAAGAUCAUGUUGUGUAAGGAGCCAGUUUAUUAAACACAGCGGUAAAAACAGUCAGCGUGCUUAAAGACGCCCAAAUCCUGAAACAGACAGAAGUCUAAUAAGUCUAAUGUCUGUGUCUAAUCUCCUGCAUCAUCAUCAUCAUCAUCAUCAAAACAGAGAAGAGCGCUUACACACUCUGUACAGACCAAGUUCUAAAAUGUUUAAAUGAGCAAAUAAUAACACAAUAGCAAAAAAAUUGAUCCAAACGCAACAGAAGAAUCUGUAUUAAUCAGCGAUUAUUACGUAGCGUGAACAGAGAUCAGUGGAGUGAAGAGACGGCGAUGAGGCUCGUGAUGAUGAUGAUUAUUGCGUCAGGUGACGAGACAGAGACUGAUGUGGACGAUGCUGACAGUCAAAGUGAGAACUCUGAGCUACAUUGAGCUACAUGCAAACGAGGAACAUCUUUCAGUUCAGGAAAACGUGUUGCUCUCCAAACUGUCCAAAUUUGACCACGUGUAGCGUUUUCUCAGGCUGCCACACAGAAACUUCUGAAAAUCCACGCGUCCGAGCGUGUUCCAUCACAUGGCUACAGCUGACCUCUGGACCGAGUGCCUUUAUAAUAACAUGCUUGUGACACACAGGGCUUUUGCGUUGUCAUACGAAUCCAUAAACAGCCGUGUGCAUACGAGGAAAUGAGAUACUGUGUAAAUUUCAUCAUUUUACAAACGACACGUUUGCUGUGGUAGUAGUCGUAGUCGCACUAUCAUGUCAUGUGCAUCACCUUACCCCUGGAUGGACACACUGACUUCUGUACAUAUAUACAAUAUGUAGAGCUCGAUUAUAUGCUUGAAAUAAAAACGCAAAUGAUAAA